Cryptotermes secundus is the source of this 672-nucleotide messenger RNA. RefSeq lists its product as uncharacterized. The coding region runs from base 1 to 672 and encodes 223 amino acids. The record is from RefSeq and is a predicted model, not a curated record. The transcript has 2 exons. Lineage: Eukaryota; Metazoa; Arthropoda; Insecta; Blattodea; Kalotermitidae.
AUGGCUAAAAUGAAGAAUCGUCUGGGAGUAGGGAACGGUUUAGUAGAACCAAGCCCCCAGGCCCACCCUCCUGAAGGAAUUUACGUGGCCAGGACCCUAGUUCAGGACUGUCAAGAAGUACCAGUGAGGGUCAUGAAUGUUACCCACAAGGACCAAAAGCUCGGGAGAGGAUCUCCUCUGGCGCACUGUGAGCCAGUAACCCUCGUGGCUUUGCCCGAGAUGGAGCAGCCCCCAGCACCAGGUCUAACACCGAAAUUAGCGGACGUGACCACAGCGGCCAAGCCACACCUAAGCCCCGGAGAAUUUCAUGAGUUAGAGGAUCUCGUGUCCGAAUACGCGGAUAUCUUCGCACAAGACAACGAAGAUUAUGGAAGAACAAACAGAGUUUAUCACCGCAUAGACACGGGAGAAGCCCUGCCAAUUCGACAGCCAGCGAGGAGAGUAUCCCUGGCAAAACAAGCAGAAGUAAAUGAAAUGCUUGACAACAUGCGAGGACAGGGUGUUAUAGAAGAAUCGGACAGCCCUUGGUUGUCCCCGGUCGUUUUGUUACAGCUGCAAUACUUUGAAACACAACGAUCUAGCUCCAAGGGAACCACUCGACCAACCGCUGUGUCCCAGCCAGGGAUGCAACAACAAUUUUGUGUCAGUCGUGGUGUUAAGCUGCAGAGGUGA